AUGUCAGAACUCCGCAUGUUUACCGUUCGGCCGCUCUCAAAGCAGCCAAGAUCUGACAUGAAAGAUGCAUUUCGUAUCUUCCUCUCGUCUUCUUCGCUGGCUGCCCUCAAACUUCGGGCAGGAGAUGCUUGUACUCUGCAACCGGUCAAUGGGCCUUCAAGGACCGCAAUUGCUUGGACCGCCACUGAAAAUAUCCAGAAUACAGUUGUACAGACUUCAAGGACCCUCCAAGACUGUUACGCGAUUAAGCUCGGAGAGAAAAUAUCUAUCAGUAAAGUUGUGGAUGGCUCUCUGGAAGAUAUCGAGUCAAUUUAUUUAGUGGAAUGCACUGAUCCGGAGAGACUCGAGAAGUAUGGCGACUUAUACCAUAUGGAUAGAGCCCAUUGGGAAUGGUCAUUAGAACACCCCUUAUCCAAAUGUGAAGUUCUUGCUGUUGGUCUGGUAUUCGAGAUGGAGCUUAAAGGCCAGCGUAGGAGCUUUAGAGUGAGAAACAUUCAAAGUGGAAAUCGAAGCUCUUCCCGCACCUUGUUUCGAUACACUGAAAGUUCCAAGGUCAUCGUUGGCGAUGGACCUGAAGAUCUCAAGGGAAAGGAAGACUUUCACAUCCAAGUGCAAACCACCGGUCUUGGUGGGAUGUCAUCCCAGGUUGGAAAAAUCAACGAAACUCUUGCAGACUUCAAUCCGACUUCGCAUAAACUGGCAAUGCCUUCUUUCUACGAGCACACAAGAGGGAUCCUUAUAUACGGACCCAAAGGAACCGGUAAAACUACGCUAUUACAGCAAAUUGAAGCAGCAGGUUGGAACAAGACAUUCAGUGUUGGGACAUCCACUGUCGGAAGGAACAUAGGUGAAGGGGAAACUAAGUUGCGCAACAUCUUUCGGGAGGCAAUGCAUUAUCAGCCCAGUGUCAUAAUAAUUGACCAACUGGAAUUCAUUGCGCCAAAGAAAACGACGCCUGAUUCCUUAUCCCUGGCAUCGGUAUUGUGUGAAGGUAUAGACUCUAUGAAGAAAGGCUCAGUUCUUGUGGUGGCUGGAACUCGUCAUCCUAACGAUGUAGAUGACGCUUUGAGAACCCCACAUCGACUUGCCAUUGAAAUUGAGCUACAAGUCCCUACAGCUCAAGAUCGUGCAGAAAUUGUACGAGCCAUCUGCAGAGCCUCUCCUGAUCAACUCAGCAACGCACUUAUAGAUAUGAUCGCAGAGAAGACACACGGCUAUGUGGGAGCCGACUUAUUUGCGCUACUACAAAUGGUCUGUCGUAAGGCUCGGAAACGGCAAACAUCGGAAUGUCGGUCGAUGGAUAUGUUGGGAACUGUUCGUCCAGUAGUGCCUGCGCCUGCCAGCAAUAACUCCGUUAUGGAUGCAUCUGUGCCGUUAGAUAUCAGAGAGAUCGACAUUCUUUCAGCCCUGCAAGAAAUCAGACCUACUGCCAUGCGGGAGGUCUUCUUGGAAACACCGAAGGUGAGAUGGACCGACAUUGGCGGGCAGCAUGAUAUCAAGAAGCGACUCCAGAAAGCCGUCGAACGGCCACUCAAGUUUCCGGAACGGAUGAGACGACUUAAUGUACAUAGCAAGAAAGGGAUCCUUUUGUAUGGGCCUCCCGGUUGCUCUAAGACGCUCACUGUUAAAGCACUGGCCACGGAAGCAGGGCUAAACUUCCUGGCGGUUAAGGGCGCGGAAAUCCUAAGCAUGUAUGUUGGGGAAUCCGAAAAAGCUUUAAGAGAGGUUUUUAGGAAAGCCCGGUCUGCUAGGCCUAGUAUUAUUUUCUUCGAUGAAAUUGAUGCAAUCGCUGCCAAACGCAGCAACACGUCUCAAGGUGGCGUCAAUGUACUCACGACACUACUAAAUGAGAUGGAUGGUAUUGAGGAACUGAAGAACGUUCUGGUCAUCGCUGCGACAAAUAAGCCCGAUGUUAUUGACCCGGCCCUGAUGCGCCCGGGACGUCUGGACAACAUCCUUUAUAUAGGACCCCCGGAUCUGGAGGCAAGAAAAGAGAUUUUAAGUCUUUGGUUCCGCAAGUCCGUGGUUCACCCGGAGGUAGUGCUUGAGCAGCUGGCGUUAAGGACCGAAGGUUACUCUGGAGCCGAAUUGGUGAAUAUUUGCGAGACGGCUGGAGAUGUAGCGUUGGAUGAAGAAGAAGAGACGGGUGAGGAGCAGAGUGUCAGGUGGAAACACUUCGAAUAUGCGCUUGGACAGGUGAAGCGGCAAAUCACAGAUGCCGUUGUUCAAGCGUAUGAAGACUGGAGAGCUGGUCUAAGAACAUAG
Molecule: messenger RNA, 2265 nt
Organism: Monascus purpureus
Lineage: Eukaryota; Fungi; Ascomycota; Eurotiomycetes; Eurotiales; Aspergillaceae
Source: the annotation of a GenBank genome assembly